Messenger RNA from Staurois parvus, 425 nucleotides. NCBI's taxonomy places the organism in Eukaryota, Metazoa, Chordata, Amphibia, Anura, Ranidae. The record is from the annotation of a GenBank genome assembly.
UUAUAUUAGUGCAGCUGUACCUUUAAUUUAAAUGCCCUUGGAGUCUGCUGGGGAAGAGAAAUAAUACUGUCAGUCAGUAUGACAUGCAGAUGAGUGCCGUCGAUCUUAGAAUCACCGCACACUUCACUCAUUUGGGCAGUCACGGGGCCAAAACCAGAGUGUGGAGCCACAGGUGGCGGUGGAGGCAGCAGCAAUGGAAGGCCAUACAGCACGCUAUCACAAAAUGGAACCCACCAACAGUGUAAGGAGACCUGAAAGUGGCACAUGGCAGAGUCUGGCGAUGAAGUCAGCAGCAAUGGGAGGCCGUACAGGGACCCAUGACACACUCUGGACCUGGCAGCAGCAAGAGGAGGCGGUACAGGGGCCCAUGGCAGAGUGGCGGAGCGGAAGCAGCUUCAAUUGAAGGCCAUACGAGCGCACAGGGC